GUCGAGUCGACUACAAUGGCGUCCUCAUCUUCGACCGACAAGCAGUUAGUGUCAGAAGGCAAACUGAAGUUCGCCACUGCAUGGAGCGACAUUAAGUUUUCAGUGGACUUGUCGGAUGCCGUGCCAAGGGAACUCUACUUCUUGCGACUCGUUGAUCGAAACGGUUCCAUACUUUACAACGAAGAAUACGUCAAGAAUUCGAUCAGGCGGUAUGAGCAGUGCUGGCUGCCACUUAUGGCAAAAGUGCAAAACAAAAAUAUAAUUCCGCCGCUGGACGUACACUGGAUAUGGCAUACGCACAUGCUGGCGCCUCAGUACUAUUUCGACGACUGUUUGAAACUCGUUGGUACGGUUGUCGACCACCGCUUGUUCAGUUCGGACGAGAUACAGCAGCGUUUCGGUGACUCGUACUCGCUGUGGACCUCCUAUCAUCCGUCUGAGCCGUACGACUUCGCGUCGGUGGUAGUCAAUCGGUGUUCACGGAGCUUCACCUCCAGGCUGGCGUACGACCUCUGCGCUGCCAGCCGCCGGCAACAGGACUUCAAUUACCAAGUUUCAUUGCCUCACUUCAACUCGCCGAAGUUCAUGGCCGAGGCCAUCGAGCGCUACAAGCGAUUCGUGUUCCUGAAGGCGAUGCGUCCGAACGACUUCCUGACGCCGCUCUAUGACUUUGACAUCGUCUGGCAUGCUCAUCAGGUGCAUCCGGUUGCCUAUGCGGAGGACACGAAGCGAGUUAAGUACUUUCCCGAGAAACCGUAUUUCCGGCAGGGGUGUAUGUACAGAGGACAUUCGGCGCCAGAGCUUCUCGGCUUCAGCGCGCAGGACUUCUCGUGCAUCACCAACUGCAGGGUGAAUAUCUCCAGCAUAUCGCUGAAGAUCCUGCCAACGAUUAAGAAGUCGGUGCGGCUGAACCUGCACUACGGAUCGAAGAAGGUCGCCGAGUUACCGGUGGAGUUCGACGAAAAGUUCGCCAGUCACCAAGGUCGACGUGAGCUGGUUCUGGUUUGGGAAGCGGACCCUUCGUCGGGCAGAAUGAGUACGGUCGAGUUCGACGUCGACCUGAACAAGGAGAAGUACAUUUUCGCUUCGGUCGAACUGUACGAACGCAGCUUCCUGCUGAAGAAGGAGUUGGUGAAAUUACACGGCAGAAUAAACGUCAAAACGAUGCUCUGCAAAUACCUCAACAACGGUACCAAAAACGUAAUUAGCAUUGAUCUGGGAGCCGAGAAGACCUCCGCUGAUCUGCCGCCUCUGAAAUCGUCGCUCGGCUUGACCACUCACUUGUCGGUGAACAUCAAACUAGAACUGAUAGCCGGGAGCUUCAAUAAACUAUUCUUUAACGUGCUUUCGGAAACUCACAAACUGUGUCGCGCUUUUUCGCUUAACAUGAAAGGUCUUGAGGAAGCGAAGUUCGUGCUGGCUGCUUGUCACAGAUUUUUUUUGAAUAGAGUGAUCAGCAGCAAAGAAAGCCUGUGCUACAACGUAAACGUUAUUCACUCGGCUAAAGGCCUGUUGUCAGCGGUUUUGGUAUUCGAUAGCCAGGAACGGCUGAUCGCUUCGUCUCAUCUCCUCGGACCAGGUUCAAUUCCAACGAAGAGCCAGCUGGAAGAGCAUUUGCAAUUUUUCCCUCAUCUGUCAUCGCCGGACGAAAGAGCGAUGGUGGUCAGCAAUCGGGAUGGCGACUUUGCCGUUUUCAAGGCAAAAUGGGUCAACAUUCCAUACAGAGACGACAAAGAUGAAAAGUAUCGUUCUCAUGGGCAUCUGCUCAUCGACGCGUUGAACCUGAUGAAAAAUACCACGCAAAAAUUUGAAAUUCCCGGAGCCGAUGACCUGAAAAUCAAAAUAUUUGGAGGUAUGACAAGGAAACACGAGUCAUGCUUUUUCCGUUGCUUGAAAAAAGGCAACAGUUUUAAGAGUUAA
Soboliphyme baturini is the source of this 1920-nucleotide messenger RNA. The record is from the annotation of a GenBank genome assembly. Lineage: Eukaryota; Metazoa; Nematoda; Enoplea; Dioctophymatida; Soboliphymatidae.